CAAUGUAGCAAAGCCCCGGGUCACGUGGGGGGGCGUGGGUCACAUGACUCUGGACCAUGUCUGCUCCGGGCGGUGGAGGCAGCACCUCUCCUCUCCUCUGCCUCCUCGCCCUCCUCUGUCCCGGGACCCUGGGGGAUGGGGAACCGAACCCCAGCUGUGGCUACCAGGCCUGUCCUGCUGUUAAUCCCAAGAUGCUGAAUGUCCACCUUGUGCCCCACACUCACGAUGACGUGGGCUGGCUGAAGACCGUUGACCAGUACUAUUAUGGAGGCAGGAUGGAGAUUCAGCGAGCUGGCGUGCAGUACAUCCUGGACUCUGUCAUCGACCAGCUGCAGGGUGACCCCGCCAAGCGCUUCAUCUACGUGGAGAUCGCCUUCUUCUAUCGCUGGUGGAAGCAGCAGACCGAGGCCAUGAAGAAAGUGGUUUCCCAGCUGGUCAACGAAGGUCGGCUGGAGUUUGUGAAUGGAGGUUGGUGUAUGAACGAUGAGGCAACAACGCACUACAGCUCCAUCAUCGACCAGAUGACCCUGGGCUUCCAGUUCCUCAACGACACGUUUGGGGAGUGUGGCCGUCCCCGUGUGGCCUGGCACAUCGACCCCUUUGGUCACUCCAGGGAGCAGGCGUCCCUCUUUGCACAGAUGGGGUUCGAUGGGUUUUUCUUCGGCCGCCUGGAUUAUCAGGACAAGAGCGCAAGAGAGUAUAGCCGGGAGAUGGAACUGGUGUGGCGGGCAAGCGCUAGUCUCCCGCAGCCCAGCGCCGACUUGUUCACAGGUGUUCUCCCCAAUGGAUACAACCCUCCCUUGAUGCUGUGCUGGGACGUGCUUUGUUCCGACGAACCCAUCAAGGAUGAUAAAGACCUGGACGAGUACAAUGUAGACAAUGUCGUGUCGUACUUCCUGCAGACUGCACGCGAUCAGGCAAAGCAUUACAAAACCAACCACAUCAUCAUGACCAUGGGAUCGGAUUUCCAGUACCAAGAUGCCAACAUGUGGUACAAGAACCUGGAUAAGCUCAUCAAAUACGUCAACGCAGCGCAGACCUUUGGGAGCGAUGUGAAUGUGUUCUACUCCACGCCCUCCUGCUACCUGUACGAGUUAAACAAGGCCAACCUCACCUGGUCGGUGAAGACUGAUGAUUUCUUCCCCUACGCCGAUGGUCCCUAUCAGUUCUGGACGGGGUUCUACACCAGCCGACCGGCUCUGAAACGCUACGAGAGAAUGAGCAACAACUUCCUACAAGUCUGCAAUCAGCUAGAGGUCCUGGCAUCAGCACCAGCUCGUUAUGGCCCUUACGGUGAAGGGAACAGUGCCGUACUGAAGCGGGCGAUGGCGGUCGCCCAGCAUCACGAUGCCGUCUCUGGUACGGAGAAGCAGCACGUUGCGGAUGACUAUGCCAAGAGACUUGCCAAAGGCUGGGACAGCUGCCAGGUGCUGAUCAGUAACGCUUUGUCAUAUCUCAGUCGAUCCAAGCAAAACUUUGCCUUCUGUAACAAUCUCAACAUCAGUGUGUGUCCUUACAUUGAAGAGAUUACUAAUUUCACAGUCACCCUGUACAAUCCCCUCGCCAGGUCAGUGAGAACAUACUUGAGGUUACCUGUCAAUGGCACCAACUACAUUGUCACCGACCCUGAGGGCAGCUCGGUCCUAAACCAGUUAGUGCCGGUGUCGAACUUCACGGUGGCCGUGCGCCAGGACCGUGGUUCUGCGGUGAACGAGCUGGUGUUUGAGGCGUGGGUGCCACCGCUGGGUUUCAGCACCUACCGGGUGUCACGUAAACCAGCGGACUCGGUCAUCCACCGCGUGGUCUGGCCGUCGGACGGCUCUCAGGACGGGGGCAGAGACGCCAUGGUCAUCGAAAACGACUACGUCCGUGUAUUAUUUGACAAGAUCACUGGCCUGAUUAGUGCAAUCGAGAACCGACACAAGAAUAUUUCUCUGCCCAUCACACAGAGUUUCUACUGGUACAGUGCCAGCGCAGGUGACAGGCUCAGUAGCCAGGCCUCCGGUGCCUACAUCUUUCGACCAAGUAACGAUAUACCCGUUGCGUUAUCUAAAGAGGCCAGCGUCUACAAAAUCGAGACAGAGUUGUUUCAGGAAGUUUAUCAGUACUUCACGCCCUGGUGCUCACAGGUGGUGCGGCUGUACAAGAAGCAGAAGUUUGUGGAACUAGAAUGGACUGUGGGACCGAUUCCUGUGAAUGACUUAAUCGGCAAAGAAAUCAUCAGCCGCUUCGACACACCCUUAAACACAGCGGGAAUCUUCUACACCGAUUCCAACGGCAGAGAAAUCUUAAAACGAAGGAGAAAUUAUCGGCCGACGUGGCAAUUGAACCAGACGGAGCCCGUGGCUGGGAACUACUAUCCUGUGAAUAGUCGUAUCUACAUGAAGGAUGAAAGGAAUCAGCUGACGGUGCUGACGGACCGAUCGCAGGGUGGGAGCAGCGUCAUGGAUGGUUCCUUGGAACUCAUGGUCCAUCGGAGGCUGCUGCACGAUGACCACCGAGGACUGGACGAGCCGCUGUCGGAGCCGGGCUACGACGGCAAGGGUCUGGUCGUGCGGGGGAAGCACCUCGUCUUCCUCGACACGGCCAAUGACUCAGCGGAACUCCACCGGAUGCAGGCCGAGGCGGAGAUCAUGGCGACGCUCGCUGUCAUGGGCGUGGGGCCUGAGGCACCCUACUACCACUCCCAGCCCCGCAUCACUGAGUUCACAGCCCUGAAGGAGGAGCUACCUCACAACAUCCACCUCCUCUCGCUGGCUCAGUGGGACAAUGCGACGGUGGUCUUACGCCUGGAGCAUCAGUUUGAAGUGGGAGAGAGCCAAGUCUACUCCAAGCCCCAGACCGUCAAUCUGUCUCGGUUAUUCUCUGCGUUUGAGAUCAACUCGGUUGAAGAAAUGUCUCUGGGUUUCAACCAGCAGAGAAAGAAUAUGUCCCGACUCACCUGGAAUUCUGUAGAAGAGACAGAAGGCCCCAGACCGUUCUCCGUAUACUCCGUGACUCUGCGUCCCAUGGAAAUCCGCACGUUUCGUAUCAGCGUUCGUCACGGCUAACCACCCGAGCUGUGCUGGCCAGGACUGAGAGAAGUGCUAGAAUGAGCCGAAACAAUCAACAGGGACAUGAACCCAUCCACGGAGGGUUUUUUAAAUUCCAGCCGCAUCCAGCCGCCUUUCGCUUCUUUCUAUUAACAAAGGUUUACCCCUUUUUUGAUAGCUCCUGCAUUUUUUAAAUCUGUGAAUUUAGCUUCUGUCAGUUGCUUCCAAGGCAAUGGCAUACCGACCUCAGAAUGUAAUUCACACACACACCCUCUCACAUUGCCUUUGAUUACAAUGCGUGGGGGAGAAGUAACAAGAUCUAGUCAGGUCAUAUUUUGGUUCCAUUCACUAUUUCCCCCUCAUCCACAUUUACUGUUGCUCAAGACUCCAGCAUCUGCAACAUCUUGCAUUCCCCCCCCCCCCCCCCCCCCCC
This is a messenger RNA of Leucoraja erinaceus (little skate), 3465 nucleotides long. RefSeq names its product mannosidase, alpha, class 2B, member 1 (gene man2b1). Gene Ontology annotation, cellular component: lysosome. Gene Ontology annotation, molecular function: carbohydrate binding; alpha-mannosidase activity. Gene Ontology annotation, biological process: mannose metabolic process. The record is from RefSeq and is a predicted model, not a curated record. NCBI's taxonomy places the organism in Eukaryota, Metazoa, Chordata, Chondrichthyes, Rajiformes, Rajidae. The coding region runs from base 57 to 3050 and encodes 997 amino acids. The transcript is spliced from 24 exons.